CGUUGUCUGACCUUGAAACAAUUGUAAGCAUAAAGAUAGUGAUAAAUUGUCUAGCCUUUGGCAAAAACCUACUUGAGUUCGAUUUCCACAGAAGCUGCUAAAACGAAGAGAACAACAUUGUUUCAUUUCUGCUGGGAUUCGCUUGGUAUGCUCGCGGCUUGGUGAUCUGUGCUAUUCAAUAAUAAUAAAGCUGGUGCAUCAUGUUGCAUUCUGAGAUCCAUACACCGAUGGGAUUUAUUUCAUAACAGUUAUCAAGGCGGUUGAUUUACGAAGCGUAAGAAAUUAUCUAGGAGAUAAUCCACUACAAAUCAGCCUGAUAUUGAAAACGUCUAUUCCAAUGUCAGACACUCCUGGUGUUAUUCCUAACAUGCCUGUUGGUUCACAUCAGUCAUCUACUAGUGCAAAGUCUAAUACAACUAAACGAAAAGAGAUAUAUAGAUACAAUGCUCCUUGGUGUAUUUUCAGCAUGAACUGGUCUGUCAGACCAGAUAAACGCUUUCGUUUAGCUGUGGGUAGUUUCAUUGAGGAGUACAAUAAUAAGGUUCAAAUCAUAUAUCUAGACGAUGAACAAGGAGAGUUCGUUGUACAAAGUACGUUCGCACAUCACUACCCAACGUCAAAAAUCAUGUGGAUCCCUGACACAAAGUGUAUUUUCCCUGAUUUACUUGCCACAAGUGGUGAUUACCUUCGUGUUUGGAGAAUAAAUGAAGAUUCUGAAGUGAAAAAUGAAUGCUUAUUGAAUAAUAAUAAGAAUUCGGAUUAUUGCGCCCCACUUACUUCCUUUGAUUGGAAUGAAGUAGACCCGAAUAUCAUUGGAACUUCUAGCAUCGAUACUACAUGCACUAUCUGGGCCCUUGAAACGGAGCAGGUGAUCGGCCAUACAAAUGUCGUAAGUGGACGUGUAGAAUCUCAGUUAAUAGCCCAUGACAAAGAAGUAUAUGACAUAGCUUUCAGUCGUGCUGGAGGCGGAAGAGAUGUUUUCGCCAGUGUUGGUGCAGAUGGUUCUGUACGUAUGUUUGAUCUUCGGCAUUUGGAGCAUUCUAAUAUCGUGUAUGAAGAUUCAAAUCAUUCCCCACUUUUACGCUUGGCUUGGAAUAAGCAAGAUGCAAACUAUCUAGCGACAUUUGCAAUGGACUCCGUAGAAAUAAUUAUUUUGGAUUUACGUGUACCAUGCACCCCAGUAGCUCGUUUAAACAAUCACAGAGCAUUUGUAAAUGGAUUAGCAUGGGCACCACAUUCAAGUUGUCAUUUAUGUACAGCAUCUGAAGAUUGUCAAGCUCUUAUCUGGGAUAUUCAGUCUAUGCCAAGAGCAAUAGAAGAUCCUAUUCUAGCAUAUACAGCUGCCGGUGAAAUUAAUCAAAUUCAAUGGUCAUCAACACAACCAGAUUGGAUAGCCAUUUGUUAUAAUAAUUCGUUAGAAAUUUUACGAGUAUAAUAUUUACUGUUUAUUUCUUAUUUUAUCAACUGGUUUAAAGGUGUACUAUAAUUAUGAUCAAAUAUUAUUUCUUCCUUUAUGCUUACUAAUUGUUGUACGUUGUUUUCAUGCGUUUAAUUAUUAUUCUUUUCCAAAUAUCCUGAAUAAUUUAACUGUGUACUAUUAUCGAGAUACAUAUGAAUCAAUUUCAAAUGUUGUUUUGUACAUUCACUUGAAAACAUUUGUGUUUGUCUAAUUAAUUUAUAAAAUUUCUUAAAAAUUACCAUUAUAAAACAGGAAGUUCUUCAAUAAUAGUUGUAUUCAGCAGGAUCUGUGUACAGAAACAAAUCAACAUUUACUCGAUUUUGGGAAAAUGACAGACAAAAUAUAAUCGACUCUUGUGGGUUUAUUUUCAUGUCGCUGAUGUGAAAGUGUAGUAUGGUGAAUCAAUAAACAAACAUUUGUCUUAGUUUAUGAUGUGUUUAACUUUCAAGUCCAGUUGAUGUCCAUUUGGCACCUUUAUGAGCUAUGUCUAUUUUUGUGUGUUGUACGAAAGCAACGAACAAUGGCGACGUCGUGCAGAACGUUAAUGAAAUAUUUACGACGAAGUAUCAAGAUCCAAAAAAGUCAAACAAAAUUGUCAAGGCAUUGAGCAAAUAUUCUCCUACUAUAUCGAAACCAUGACUUACAAGUCUUACAGCAACUAAAACACUUUUAAACUACUGAAUCGAAAUCCGAUUUCAAAGAUUUUCCAUUUUUUCACUUUAAAUUCAAUAUUUUGGUAUUGUCAUCUGGUGUUAGUGGUGUGGAUAUCAAUGUAGUGAACGAGAAAUCAACUGCGGAAAACCAGUUUAUUCCUUAAUGCAAAAUUACAGAAAUUUGAAAACCAUACAUUAAAUGCAUGGUUUGCACACCUUAUUUGAGUUAUCCUGUACAUGUUUUAUGUUUCUUUCAAUUCUGUUGUUAGUACAAUAGCUCGGUAUUUCUCUUCCUAUUCUCUUCAAUUUAAUUUUUUGCUAGCAGGCAUUCCACUUCCGAUUGACGCUACAUACUACCUAAGUCUGUCAGCAUAAGUAGCAUGCACCGCAACUAAAGCAUUACCAAAUAUCAGUUUUGAAUCUAUUAAAGAAUCUAACUAUAUGGCUGAGAUACACGCGAAAUCAAAG
This is a messenger RNA of Schistosoma margrebowiei, 2580 nucleotides long. The record is from the annotation of a GenBank genome assembly. Lineage: Eukaryota; Metazoa; Platyhelminthes; Trematoda; Strigeidida; Schistosomatidae.